AGAACUCAUGUUCUAAAAUUUGCUCUUCUUUUAAUGUUGUGGAUGCCUUUUAUUGUCAUGUUCCGACUUCUGCUCUGAGAAACCCACUUGGCAUAUAUCUGUUACAUCAAUUAAGUGAUUGACGGUUAAUGCUGGCCUAUAGCGUAUUGUUAGUAGAUGUACAGAGCUUACAAAGAUAAUAUGGCAUCCAAGAAGCUGAAGCUUGUAAUUUUCCUUGGCUCUACUCGCGAAGGAAGAUUGGGUGAACGAGUGGCCAAGUUUGUCCAAAAUGAGUUAAACAAAAAGGGAAAAUAUGAUGUUUCUUUGUUUGAUCCUGUAACAAUGGACCUUCCUAUGCUUGCCAAGCCUUUGCACUUCUACAAAGACAGAAGUGAGGCCCCAAAAAAACUGAUUGAGGCCAAUGAGACACUCAAGGCAGCUGAUGGGUUCCUGCUGAUCUCCUGCGAGUACAAUCACUGCAUCCCGCCAGCCCUGGCCAAUCUUCUAGACCACUUCCCGGGCAGCAGCUUCGCGUGGCGCCCCAGUGGAAUCAUCACAUAUUCACCAGGUAUUUAUGGUGGCAUGCGUGCGGCCAUGCAGCUGCGUGUCAUGACGGGGGAGCUGGGUUGCCUCAGCGUCUCCAACAUCUUUGGAAUCCCGGAGGUCCACAAGGCAAUAGAUGAGACCGGGAAACCACUCAAUGAUCACAUGACCAAAGGUCUUGAGAAUCUGAUGAAACAACUGGAUUGGACAGCCACAGCUUUCAAGAACAUGAGAGACACAAGCGGAGUGCCAGCGUAAUUGGUUACCAUAACGACUGUGUAACAGGGCCGAUGAUCAAAUGAAAAACUGUGUUGAUGGGAACAAAACCACCUGCGAUGUUGCUGUGUUAAAGACACUAUCAAAAUCUGUAUUUGUGUUAUUGUUUAAAGCCUGUUAUGUUAUUUGACAUUAUGUGUAAAGAUUGGGGGAUUUAACAUGUUUAAGAUUUUAUUUCUUUGGAAGUUUACUAUCAGAAAAUAAAUGGGCAAUGAGAA
Molecule: messenger RNA, 1016 nt
Organism: Dreissena polymorpha
Lineage: Eukaryota; Metazoa; Mollusca; Bivalvia; Myida; Dreissenidae
Product: quinone reductase-like
Exons: 6
Coding region: 157-780 (207 amino acids)
Cellular component (GO): cytosol
Molecular function (GO): FMN binding; oxidoreductase activity
Source: RefSeq, a predicted model, not a curated record